This is a messenger RNA of Adineta ricciae, 1584 nucleotides long. The record is from the annotation of a GenBank genome assembly. NCBI's taxonomy places the organism in Eukaryota, Metazoa, Rotifera, Eurotatoria, Adinetida, Adinetidae.
AUGUCGUCGGCACUAUUUCAACCGCUCCUCCACGAUCCUUUGGGAUGGAAACCAUCGACCACAACAUACAGCGAUACAUUCAAAAGUAGAACUUAUGGAACAUCUAGUAGUACACAGAAGAAACUUUCGCCAUACGGUCAAGAGUAUCAAAAACAAUUGCGAAAACAACAACAACAAAUGAAAUUAUUUCGAAAGAAUCCGUAUUUUGUACAAUCGUUCAGCGACGAACAAUCAACACCACGAAUUAUUUUCCUUAAGAAAAAUGACGAAGAAUAUCGAGAACAACCGCCUGCAGCUUACCAAUUAACACGUUCGAAAACAUUACCUGCUGUUUCGGAAGAAGAACCUACUUUUGCUGCUGAAUGUCAAAAACCAGUCUAUCGAGAGCCCAACUAUGAUUCAACGUCCGUACAACGUUUACCAUCAGCACCAUUUGAUCAACGAGGACCAAUGAAAGUUCGACGAAAUCCAAAAGAAGAUAAAGAAAAACACCUGAUCGAUAUAAAUGAUGAUCAAUACCGGCAUUGGCUUACAUAUCCAACUCCGGAUACACCUCCUCAAAUUGCCGACGCUAAGCAACGUUUAGGUCAAUAUAAAUUUCCUCAGACUCUAUCUCGUGGAACAUCGGCAUCGUAUGCAUAUGGCGAACAACAACCAUCCUCAUCAAACGAUCAAUCAGGCUCGAAUGUUCCGCAUCGCCGAAAGAAGCAAGUGAAUGAUCGUGGGCAUUUUCUUGAAUUUAAUAUUCCUCCAACACCACCAGAAUUGCGUGCUGCACGCCAUCGAUUAGAAAAACAUCGAUAUCAUCAAUCUUUGGACAAUUACCCACCACAUCUCGAAGUCAAUCCAGACGGCGAACAAGAAGAGUAUGAUAAACCAACGGACGCUCCUCAAUACCAAGAGGAACAAACAUCACAGAAUCAACCAUCGUCAACAAAAAUAGAAUCGGGCGAUGCCAGUGAUGAAAAUCGAGCAGCUGAUUGUGAACAAUCAACGCUAAUAGAACAAACUAAUAAUAACGAGGAUUUACCUGAAGAAUACAUCGAAGCAUUAGAUAUUUCUGACGCAGCACAAGAAGAGUACUAUAAAGAUUCUAAACCAAAUUGCGAAAAAAAAUCGAAUCAAUCUUACUAUCGCAUUCCACCGAUAUCAUCCGAUCUUCAACAUGAUUCUACUGUCGCUUACUGUAAUCAACAAUCGACACCGUCAACAAACUCACGAAAUGCAAAUGAGUUCGGCGUUUGGAUUCGCAAUUCGAGUGAUCAAGAACGCGAAUCAGCAAUGAAAAUUUUGAAUAACGUUUUAAAACAGCCGAUGAUUGGCUACGGCGUGCCAAAGAAACAACAGAUCAUUUUCAAACGACCAGCAGGAUGUAAUAUAGGCCGAUCAGCAUCGGCUUCACGACAACUCGGUCAUGCUCCAUCAUAUAUGGAGCUUGAGCCGAUCAAAAACAAUGGCUUGUCCUCAUCAAGACUAAAACGUUUGAUCAAAUUUCAUUUGUCUACCAUUGAUAUUAAAUUCGUUAACAGAACAAUAAAUACGCACUCACAUACACAUAUAUACACACUAUACUCUUUUUUUUGA